This is a messenger RNA of Acanthaster planci (crown-of-thorns starfish), 2109 nucleotides long. RefSeq names its product proteasome 20S subunit alpha 1 (gene psma1). Gene Ontology annotation, cellular component: proteasome core complex, alpha-subunit complex; proteasome core complex. The record is from RefSeq and is a predicted model, not a curated record. NCBI's taxonomy places the organism in Eukaryota, Metazoa, Echinodermata, Asteroidea, Valvatida, Acanthasteridae. Gene Ontology annotation, biological process: ubiquitin-dependent protein catabolic process.
AUUGACGAACGAGCCUCCCGUUCGCCAUAUUGUCAUUGAAAAAACGUGAUUUUUGCUGAGUUGUGUUCCAAAAUUUGGAAGAUAACUGAUAAAGUGAUAUGUGUACAUCAACAAUUAGCCUAAGUUCUCGCAAGUCUUCAUGUUGAGGUGAUAACAAAGUGCAGAUUUUCACAGGAAGAUAGGUAGUAAACAUGUUUCGCAAUCAGUACGACAAUGAUGUGACAGUAUGGAGCCCACAGGGACGCAUUCACCAGAUUGAGUAUGCCAUGGAGGCUGUAAAGCAGGGCUCAGCCACAGUGGGCCUCAAAUCCAAGACACAUGCCGUACUGGUGGCUUUGAAGAGGGCGUCCUCUGAACUGUCCGCUCACCAGAAGAAGAUCAUCCCUAUAGACGACCAUGUAGGGGUUUCAAUUGCAGGUCUCACUUCGGAUGCCAGGCUUCUCAGUAAAUUCAUGAGGACAGAGUGCUUGAAUUCACGCUACGCCUUUGACACUGCACUGCCCGUCUCCAGACUGGUAGCGAUGAUUGGAAACAAGUCUCAAGUCAACACGCAGCGGUAUGGCCGAAGACCGUUUGGAGUGGGUCUCCUUGUGGCUGGCUUUGAUGAGAAGGGGCCACAUAUUUACCAGACCUGCCCCUCUGCCAACUACUUCGAGUGCAAGUGCAUGGCCAUCGGUGCCCGUUCCCAGUCAGCACGGACGUACCUUGAGAAACACAUGAACGAAUUCCCCGACUGCACGCAAGAAGAACUUGUGAAGCAUGGACUCCGAGCAUUACGGGACACUUUACCCAAUGAGACUGAACUCAGCACUAAGAACUGCUCUGUAGCCAUUGUCGGCCAGGAGCAGAAGUUCACCAUCUACGAAAAUGACGACGUAGCUGCUUACCUUUCUGGCAUUGAGGCGUCUGCUCGAUCCAAACGUGCGGCUGCCGCAGCGGAUGGGGAGAAACCCACCUCUGGUGAAUCUGCCAUGGAGACAGGUGGCGACGACCAGCCGUCCACGGAAGGACCGACUCCCGCUGGACCACAGUCAGAACCUAUGGAACAGUAGGAGGGAGGGCUAAAGGGGGCGGGGACUGGGGGGAGGUCUUAUUAUUAGCACGGCAAAGUUGAGGGGGACACACACUUCCUAUGGAAAAAAAGUGAUUUUUGAAUAUGUCUGAAUAUCAGUCCUUUGGUGCAGUGGUUACUAAGACUGUGUCUGGCAGUUGUCACUGAGAGAGGAAUUGGUAAACAGUUCCAAGGUUUCAUGCUGUGAGGAUUUGCUCUAUUGCUUGGGUAACCGCUUGGACCUUUAAAAGAGAAUAAACAUAUUCCACCAGAUGCAGUUCAGUGAAGAGUUACGCUCACUCAGGUUUUGAGAUGUUAUUCGUAAGACUUACGUUUGGUUUGAUGCAAGGCAAGAGACAGCCUGAUGUUCGAACAGUCAAGGAGAAUUCAUCGCAUAUUGUGCUAAGCGUGCGCCGUAUUAUGUCAAAGUGUCUUAAGUAGAAAUUUAGGUAAUUUGCAGUUACUUUGAGCCAUGCACAAAUUUUUUUUUUGAUCCUAAAAUUUUCCUGUUGACUAAUGCUCGAUGUGAUUCCAAAGUGGGAUGGAGUGAAUAGGGGAGGGGCCAGGCUGAUCAUGAGUUGGCAGUGGAAAAAUGCCAAGGAAGGGGAAUGGGGGGAGGAGUUGGGGCAGAGAGCCAGGCUCCCUUGAACAUUGCCCCAGCGGGUUGCCAAAUUUGGUGUCAUUUAUCAAUAUCUAAUGUUUUAAGAAGAUUUUGCAUCCUGCUUGGACAUCUGUGACUUUGGUGAAAUUCAGUUCGGCACUUCAGAAUAGAUAAACCAGUAUUUGAUGGUAUUCUCAGAAUGGACUAACUAGUUUUAAAAAUCAUUGAAAAGGUGAAUUCUUUUCUUUGCUGGAAAAAGUGAGGGGACUUUCAGUCUUGGAUAGAUCCCCCCCCCCAAAAAAACCAAGUACCCCUUCAGGAUCGCAUCUUACCGUAUCUUGGAAAUUAUUCAAGUAGCAUAACUGUGUGUCUUUUGUACAUUGUGAAACAAGAAAAUAAUUCCGAUAUAAAUGAUGGUCAUUUGUGCAGCUACACAUGACCUCGUUUGAGAAAAAUG